GAGAAAGUAAGUGCAUAAAAGCAGCCUCGUUUCUCUAUGGCACGCGCAGUCAGUGCUCUAUGCUCUUAAUCUUCUUCACUCGUGUUUGUGGUGCUGUUAAAAACUAAAUUGAUGGAGGAUUAUCACAAACCAGACCAGCAGACCGUGCAGGCGCUGAAGAACAUCGCCAACCGUCUGCGGAUCAACUCCAUCAAAGCCACGACUGCGGCAGGCGCCGGGCAUCCAACUUCAUGCUGCAGCGUGGCAGAGGUGAUGUCUGUUCUUUUCUUCCAUACAAUGAAAUACAGGCCAGAUGACCCUAAAAACCCCAACAAUGACCGAUUCAUCCUGUCCAAGGGUCACGCGGCCCCUGUCCUCUACUCUGUAUGGCUGGAGAUCGGCUUUCUGAAAGAGUCUGAUCUCAUGAGCAUGUGUCAGGUGGAUUCCACGCUGGAGGGACAUCCCACACCCAAGCAGCAGUUUGUGGAUGUGGCCACAGGCUCUCUGGGACAGGGUUUGGGUGUAGCUUGUGGUAUGGCCUACACAGCAAAAUAUUUUGACAAGUCCAGUUAUCGUGUGUACUGUCUGCUGGGGGAUGGUGAGAUGUCUGAAGGGGCUGUAUGGGAGGCAAUGGCCUUCGCCUCAUACUACCAGCUGGAUAACCUGUUGGCCAUACUGGAUAUCAACCGUCUGGGCCAGAGUGACCCAACACCACUCCAACAUCAUGUGGAGAAGUACCAGAGACGUUGUGAAGCCUUUGGGUGGCAUGCUAUCAUUGUGGACGGUCAUAGUGUUGAAGAGCUCUGUAAAGCCUUAAGCCAGGCACGCCACCAACCCACUGCCAUCAUUGCCAAGACUAUAAAGGGAAAAGGGAUACCUGCGGCAGAAGAUAAGAUGGGAUGGCACGGCAAGGUUCUGUCAAAGGAUAUGGCGGAGAGCGUCAUGAGAGACCUCCAGGGUCGCAUCCUUAGCUGUAGUAAGCGAUUGUAUCCGGCUUCACCCAUCGAGGAUGCUCCACCUGUCAGUCUGCGCAACGUUCGCAUGCCCAGCGCUCCUAACUAUAAACCUGGGGAGAAGAUUGCCACCUGUAAGGCGUAUGGAAUGGCAAUUGCCAAACUGGGACGUUACAAUGAGCGACUGGUGGCGAUGGACGUCGACAACAAAAACGUCACCUACUCUGAAAUCUUUAAAAACGAACAUCCCAACCGCUUCAUCGAGUGCUAUAGCGCAGAGCAAAACAUGAUCAGUGUUGCUACAGGCUGUGGCGCAUGUGAACGAAACAUUGUGUUCGCCAGCAGCUUGGCAACCUUCUUCACCCGCGCAUACGACCAGGUCCGCAUGGCUGCCAUUUCUGAGAGCAAUAUAAACCUAUGUGGUUCCCACUGCGGCCUGUCAUCUGGAGAACAUGGACCAGCUUAUAUGGGUCUGGAGGACAUGGCUAUUUUUAGAGCCAUCCCUACUGCCACCAUCUUUUACCCCAGUGAUGGUGUGUCUACCGAAAAGGCUGUGGAGCUUGCAGCCAACACAAAGGGAAUUUGUUACAUCCGGACCACUCGUCCAGAAACAGCGAUCAUUUACAACACCAAUGAAGACUUUCAUGUUGGCCAGCUAAAGGUGGUGUACCAGAGUAAGGAAGAUCAGGUUACAGUGAUUGGAGCAGGGAUGAGUCUUCAUGAAGCUCUGGCUGCAGCUGAGCAACUCAAAAAAGAAAGGAUCCACAUCAGAGUGAUCGAUCCAUUCACAGUCAAACCUCUAGAUGCCAAAACCAUCAUCAAUCAUGUGCGUGCCACCAAAGGUCGUGUCAUCACGGUGGAGGAUCACUAUUACGAGGGUGGUUUAGGGGAGGCGGUUUGCUCUGCUAUCGUAAAUGAGCCCAACUUUACUUUGCAGCAUCUGGCUGUCGCUCAUGUUCCCCGCAGUGGAAAAAUGUCCGACCUGCUGAAAAUCCACGGCAUUGACCGCAACUCCAUCGCACAGACGGUCAAGAAAAUGAUCAGCAGCUCGGCCAAUGCCAAAUAAACCUGUUCACUUUUCUAAAAGAUAUAGCCCAAACCCUUAUUCACUUUUAGUGACCCAUCUAUGAAUAUAUUAGCAAUAAGAAAUAAUUGGUGUCAGUUUUUAAAUGCAGUUCAUUCAUUUUGUUUAUAUUCUAGAGUUAAUACACCCUCUGUCACUACCAAACUCAAUGGUCAUUACCGCAAAGCUGCCAAUACUUUAUCACCAAAAAGUAUCAAUAUGUGAUGCUCAUGUUUUAAAAGUGCAAUUUGAUAAGAUCCAACAAAACUGUUUGUGACAUAUUUUAAUGUUUUUAUAUUAUCAUUGUGUAUCUAUGAAGAUGAGGGGAGGUGGAUUUUAUUGAUACACAGAGUUUAGACUUAACAUAUAUAAAAGAUAAUGUAACAAGAAU
This is a messenger RNA of Misgurnus anguillicaudatus (oriental weatherfish), 2386 nucleotides long. It is a transcript of the gene tkta, whose product is annotated as transketolase a. The record is from RefSeq and is a predicted model, not a curated record. NCBI's taxonomy places the organism in Eukaryota, Metazoa, Chordata, Actinopteri, Cypriniformes, Cobitidae. Gene Ontology annotation, molecular function: transketolase activity; thiamine pyrophosphate binding. Gene Ontology annotation, biological process: pentose-phosphate shunt, non-oxidative branch. Gene Ontology annotation, cellular component: extracellular exosome; endoplasmic reticulum membrane.